Paramecium octaurelia is the source of this 869-nucleotide messenger RNA. The record is from the annotation of a GenBank genome assembly. NCBI's taxonomy places the organism in Eukaryota, Ciliophora, Oligohymenophorea, Peniculida, Parameciidae.
AUGAGGAUAAUUAAAGGCAUGGAAAAUGGGUAAAAGUUAGAGCCUUAAUUUAAAGAAAUUGGACAAUAACAUACAUUGGCAUAUAUAAAAAUGGUAAAAAAGUUGGGGUGUGGGAUAUUUAUUUUAAAUUUUAAAAGAGAGAUUAAUUAAUGUAAAAUUCUAAAAGUAUUUCUAGAGGAGGGGGAGUGUAUGAUAAAACAGGUUAAGGAUGUAAAACAGGGUAAUGGAUUGAUAUUGCUGAUGGAUUUCAAUGCAAUUCUUAUGUAAUCCACAAUGGUGAGUAUAAAAAUGGCAAAAAAGUUGGCAAAUGGGAGACUUUAUAAAAAAAUUUAGGAAAUAAACUUUCAUUGAAGAUGAUGUAAAAAUAUUUAAUUAUAUUAUAUUUAGAGGUGGAGGAAGUUAUGAUGAAGGAAAUCAAGGAUUAAAAAUUGAUUAAUGGAUUGACAUUGGCCAUAUAUUUUAGAGUGCAUAAGUGACUUAUAGUGGCGAAUAUAAAUAAGGAAAUAAAAUUGGAAGAUGGGAUAGCUGGUGGAAAUCAAAAUAUAAAUAGAAUCUAAAGAUGUAAUUAAUGAUAUUCAACAAUUUGUAAAUAGCGGUGGCGGAUAUUAUGAUAAAGGAGGUCAAAGUGAUAAAAUCGGGUUAUGGGUUGAUGUUAGCGAUGAAUUUUUUGAAGAAUCAUAAGUAAUUUUUAAUGGUGAAUAUAAAAAUGGAAAAAAAAUUGGCAGAUGGGGUAUUUGGUUAAGAAUUUAGGAUCGUCUAGGAGGGAAUAUUGGGAGAAAAUAGAUGUAAAUAAUUAAUAAAAAUAUUUUAUUUCAAUCAAGUGGAGGUGGAGCCUAUAAUGAACUGGGUUAAAAAAUUGGUACUUGAUA